AUGCAUCGCGACGUCGAGGAGUUUGGCCUCGAUCCUAUAUCUACGAUUGUAGUUGGCGCGGUCAUGUUCGUGUUGACGGGGCUUGCGCUGUCCCUGAGAGUCUACGUACGAGGCGCUCUCAUCAAGGCGUUCGGCUGGGACGACAGGCUUCUCUGUUUCGCGUUUUUUCUUUACACAGGCAAUUGCAUUACCCUCAUACUCAUGGGAUCAACACAAGCGGUCGAUGGUCUCGACGCUGCUGCUGGUCGAAAACUUGCAAAGCUCUCGAUUGCUGGCAUCACCGUCUGGAACGCGACUGAAAUAUUCAUUAAACUAUCUGCUGCACUGUUCUUUCUUCGACUGGUUCAAGAGAUCUGGCAGAGACGUGUCAUUCUGAUAUCCAUCACCAUCUAUGUCAUGGUCAUGACUAUGGUCAUCCUAAUCACCAUCUUCCAAUGCGGAGUUCCCUCGAACAUCUUCAUCCACAAGGACUGUCUGAACUGGGAUUCGGUAAUGGGACCAAUCAGCUACUUUAGCGGAGCCUUGACAGCACUUACGGAUUGGAUCUUCGUCCUCACUACUAUAGCCCUCGUCUUGAAAACGAAGAUGCCACCACGAGCAAAGACAUCAGUUGUGUUGCUGUUAUCUCUGGCCGCCAUGGGUAGCGUCGUGUCAAUCGCAAGAAUCCCUUUCAUUCGCGGAGGAAGAUAUCAACUCAAUACAACCGCAAAACUGCCUCGAGUGGUCAUUCUCGCAGCCAUUGAGGCAGGUAUUGGCAUCAUUGCGCUUUCACUGGCCACACUGCGACCACUAGUCAAGACGUGGAUGGAUGCAUUGAGCAGCAAAAAUUCGGGCUCGUCUGAGGAUGUGGAGCGCCAGGUCGCUGGUGCUAUGAAUAACGGCACACCCGCUCAGGUUGUUGCCGGUCCUUCUGGAAAUCAAGGAUACGAGGUUAUCGACAUUGAGAUGGCGAGACCCAAGGAUAAACGCGCAGAUUCGCACUGGAAUGAUCAGGUGAUUGCGACUAUCUCCAUGCCUUCGGAGAUCUCUGGACGAUAUGGUGUUCUGGAUAGUGUCUAUUCCGCCGACAAACAUCAAAGAUGA
Aureobasidium melanogenum CBS 110374 is the source of this 1083-nucleotide messenger RNA. RefSeq lists its product as uncharacterized. The record is from RefSeq and is a predicted model, not a curated record. NCBI's taxonomy places the organism in Eukaryota, Fungi, Ascomycota, Dothideomycetes, Dothideales, Saccotheciaceae. The transcript is spliced from 2 exons. The coding region runs from base 1 to 1083 and encodes 360 amino acids.